Molecule: messenger RNA, 906 nt
Organism: Dufourea novaeangliae
Lineage: Eukaryota; Metazoa; Arthropoda; Insecta; Hymenoptera; Halictidae
Gene: Rsph1
Product: radial spoke head 1 homolog
Exons: 6
Coding region: 1-906 (301 amino acids)
Biological process (GO): axoneme assembly; spermatid development
Cellular component (GO): motile cilium; nucleus
Source: RefSeq, a predicted model, not a curated record
AUGUCGGAAUACCCUGGCGAGAAAGGGGAAGAGGAGGUUAAUCCGCUGGGGUUAUACGAGGGCGAGAGAAACGACAAGAGCGAGAGACAUGGACGUGGUAAGGCGUUGCUCCCGAAUGGCGACAUGUACGUGGGCCAGUACUGCAAGGGGCUGAGGCACGGUCGUGGACUGUACGUGUUUAAAAUUGGCGCCAGAUACGAGGGUGAAUGGAGACGCGGCGUAAAAUACGGCCAGGGAACUUUUUGGUACCCUGACGGAACGCGUUACGAGGGUGAGUGGAAGCGAGACAAGAAAUACGGUUUCGGUGUAUAUUAUUACGUGAACGGCGACGUUUACGAAGGCUCCUGGAGAAAGGAUCUUCGUCACGGUAUGGGAUCGUAUCUAUACGCAGACACCGCCACGAAAUUUAUGGGCACGUGGGUCAUGGAUCGUAUGCAAGGGCCUGGUCAGCUGAUCUACCCCCGUCACAGGUUCCAUGGAUUCUGGGAGUUAAAUUUGCCUUACGGUCGAGGAUGCUUCACCUUUGAGAAUGCAUGCAUGCAACACGGUCAUUAUGUAAACGUUAAAGAUCCCGAAUACGAUGAAACGCAAGAGGAUAUUACUGAGGUGAGAAAAACAGAGGAAGGAACAAAGGAUCCCUCUGCAGUGGAACCUCUUCCUUUGAAGAAAGGAAUUAUUGCAUUAUGGCGAGCACGUUGCAUUACCCCAUAUAAUCCCGAUCUGUUGCCACCUGAACCAGUACCUCUACAAGAAGAGGCAUCCCUAGACUCUCUGGUAGACAAGUGCUCGGAGGAACUGAUUGAACAGGAACAGUAUUUGCAAUACCCCGGGGAAUACCGUGGAGAGUACGAGAAGGAAUAUCACGACGAUUACAAACCGCUCAUCGAAAUGAUACAGGAAACGUGA